ACCCCACACUUUAAUACUGAUGAAACCUUUAUUUAGCUGCGCAGAAUCAAGUAUCAGUGUUUUAUAUACUGAUCAAGUCAGGAGUUUUCUAUUUAAAUUUGGAAUGUGUUGUUUUUUUUCAAAAAAGUAAAGACAUCGUAUGCUGAUCAUCGUCAUUGGCAUUAAGCACAGCAUCUCUCUGUAGGCGCAUCGACCUGACAGGAAAGCAUGGCAGGUGCUGCCCAGCUUCUCCUGCUGUGCUGCCUCCUGCAAGGUGGUUUAUGCCAGAAAUGGGCAAGCUUUAUGCCUCAGAGCCUGGAGGGACUCAGUGGGUCCUGUGUGAUGAUCAACUGCACUUUCAGCAUUGGCCUAGGAUUUGAUCCUUACCUGGAUGAUACCUGUGCAGCCAUUUGGACAACAGGCGGGCCGUUUGGUCCAACAGUGUUCAACUCUGGUCUCACUGGACAAAGUACAAACGCAAACACUCUGCAAGGAAACCUGACGGGAAACCUGCGUGCAAAGAAUUGCACCACCGUCUUCCACAACAUGUCGCCAAAAGAUGAUAACACAUAUUACUUCGGAGUGCAGUGUAACAACCCUUUGAAGAUCAGAUUUCCAACAAACGCCACCAUCAUCACCAUCACAGAUUCACUUCCUAAACCGGCCAUAACUCCACCCCCGGUCGAGGUGGAGGAAGGAGAUCCAGUGAGGUUGGAGUGCUCGGCUGUAGCUCCCUGCCCCCUUCUUCCCCCGGCUCUCACUUGGACUCCUGCUAUCGGCGACGUUAAGGAGAACCAACAAAGUGCAUCCGUGAGCUCCGUUCUGAACUUCACUGCUACCCGCCUCCACAACGGACAGAGGUUACAGUGCUCUGCUCUCUACAGACGACAGGCUGGACACAGUGACCUUCAGUAUGAAAAUAAUCUGACCCUCCGCAUUCUUUUUGCUCCACAGAUUCUGCCUUCUUCACGCUGUGUCAGCAUUGGUUCCCUGAUCCGGUGUGUUUGUAACAGCCAGGGGAACCCUCCUCCCUCCCUUUUUUGGGAAUUGGCUGGGAAGGCUGUCGAUCACUCUGUCAUCCCAACCAGGGAAGUUCCCCUUGGGAGUUUGGUUAUGUGGAGCCAAAUCACCGUGAACUAUUUGGACGAAGACGUGCUCUCUCUAGUCUGCCUUAGUAACAACUCUGUGGGCUCUGAUCGCUUCGUAUUCAGCGUGUCCUCCACCAACACUACGCCAGGCUUCCAUCCUUUGUCUCUGUUCUUUGGCUCUUUGGUGGGAGCCAUCGGGACGCUGCUGAUGUGUUUACUAUUCUUUUCAGACCAGCUCAUCAAAAAAGCAUGUGAGCUAUGGAAAUAAAUAGGAAUGAAAGAAGCAAUAGAGGACACACAAGGGAGGAAGAGACGGAGGCUGACGUCCAUCAGGGGGAAGGGAUGUUGUCAUAGGAACAGGACUUUAUCGUAUCAGCAGAGCUGUGGAGAUAGAAACCACACUGCAGGCCUCCUUAUACAACGUGAGUAAUGCCUCACACUCGCGGCUUCAAGCUUAGCUCUCAACUUUUUGCCUUUUUAUUUCAUUAUCUCGUGUCUCUUUGCUGAAAAAUGCACAGAAGAAGCAUAGAAAUGAAAAACAUUUAGUGUUUUACCAUCCAACAGUAAACGCUGCCUGUAAAGUCACUGCUGAUGCUUUUCUACGUCUCUCACUUCAAUAGAGUCACAUUUGUCAUGCUACUGUUUACAUUUAUUAUCUUUUGUCUUAGAGCUCACUUGAGUUAUUAAUUAUCUGUAUUCUUGAGGAGAGUCGUUUUUUUUCAACUUUUUGAAAUGUUUUCUUCAUUAUUAAUUGUGCUUGUUAUGUUUAAAUAACUUGUUUUAAAUAGCUUGUUUCUUUCGAAACAAGCCUCGGUAACGUUUAAAGCCAUUUCAUCAUGUGCUAAUCACCAAUUUGGGUAUGUAAAUAAAUAUUUAAAAUAUGAA
This is a messenger RNA of Gasterosteus aculeatus aculeatus (three-spined stickleback), 1952 nucleotides long. The record is from RefSeq and is a predicted model, not a curated record. NCBI's taxonomy places the organism in Eukaryota, Metazoa, Chordata, Actinopteri, Perciformes, Gasterosteidae.